Molecule: messenger RNA, 1911 nt
Organism: Megalobrama amblycephala (Wuchang bream)
Lineage: Eukaryota; Metazoa; Chordata; Actinopteri; Cypriniformes; Xenocyprididae
Product: torsin-1A-like
Exons: 5
Coding region: 508-1515 (335 amino acids)
Biological process (GO): nuclear membrane organization; protein localization to nucleus
Cellular component (GO): endoplasmic reticulum; endoplasmic reticulum lumen; nuclear envelope
Molecular function (GO): ATP hydrolysis activity; kinesin binding; ATP binding
Source: RefSeq, a predicted model, not a curated record
GUCAUCAUGUGCGCCUCCAAAUGACAGUUCAAGCAAAGUCCAGUCAGUUUGGAUGAGUGUGGAAGUUGUUAGCGACUGUCCAGACUGUUGAAUUGUGAUUGAUGCGUUUUUCUUUUGAAUUUCUAUUGCGGCCUGUGGUAUGACAGAAACCUACGGGAAACAUGAAUAAAUCACGAAUGUCUUCAAGAUGAACGCACAAAGAACAAUUUGAAUGUUGCAAUCAUUGUAAACAAUAUAAUUCUCAACUAUAGGCCUACCUGUUCUCUAAUUUAAUAAUUUUUAUUUAAUGGCUUUUAAUCCAUCCUAAUGGAGUCACGAGUUUGUGUUCGUUAACAUAAUGGUCUUUAUUAUUGAAAGAACAAGAGGAAACUAAAUGUUGUUCAAUAUAGGCCAAUCGCCUUGCAUAAUUCCGCUGUGGGUGUGCACUAUAGCCUACACUUCUUCAUCUGUCAGCUUUCCUUCCAAAACGAAAGCGUGGACUAAGGAGGAAUAACCUGAAUUGCUUUCAUGAUGAAAGCGUUGCAUCUUUUAAUAGUUUUGUUUCUGUCUAAUAUACCAGCAGUAUUUGCGGAGAUGGUCUCGCUGGUUGUGGGUGGGAUUGUGCUUGCCUCAUUUUCUUAUUGGUUAGGCCAAAGCAAUUUUUUUGGACCGAAAACUGAUCCGAAUCCAUUAUUAACUUUUAAACCUGAACGUUUGGAGGCAGAUUUAAGAGACUCUCUCUUUGGGCAGCACAUUGUGUCUGAUGUUGUACUAAAAGCUGUAAAAUCAUUUAUGGCUGACAAAAACCCAAACAAACCACUGGUCCUCUCUUUCCAUGGGAGUACAGGAACUGGAAAAAAUUAUGUUGCUAAAAUCAUGGCAAAAAACAUUUAUAAAGAAGGGGAGAACAGCAAACAUUUUCACACAUUUAUAUCUGAGCAUCAUUUCCCACACAAAGACCGUUUACACAUCUACAGUGCACAGCUAAAGCAGUGGAUUCAUGGAAAUGUAUCAAGUUUUCCCCGAUCCAUGUUCAUAUUUGAUGAAACGGACAAGAUGAAUUCUCAGCUGAUCGACGUCAUUAAACCUUUUCUGGACUACAAUGCCCGUGUUGAUGGAGUGCCAUUUUACAAUGCAAUCUUCAUUUUUCUCAGUAAUGCAGGUGGGAAUGUGAUUAAAGACAUGGCUAUGGAUUUCUGGAGAGCAGGCAAAAAACGGGAAGAGAUGUGGUUGAACAGCGAAGAACUGGAGAGUAAAAUCUCUCAAAACAUCUUCAAUGAUGAGAACAGUGGGUUUCUGCAAUCCAGUCUAAUAGAUCAUCAUCUGAUUGAUCACUAUAUUCCCUUCCUACCUCUGGAGCUGAGGCAUGUGCGUCAGUGUGUCAAGGCUGAGAUGGAUGAUCUGAAGAUAACCCGAAACACUGAUCUGGUAGAUAAAGUGGCCAGAGACAUGCCGUUCUUCCCUGAAAAAGAGAAGGUCUUUGCUGUUAAAGGCUGCAAGUCUGUCAGACAGAAGUUGGUGCUGUAUGUUGAUUAAUAGAUGAAAGACUUUAGCAGAGCUUGUUGUUCACACACAAAACAACAACAACAAAAAACUGUUGCUGUUUAAUGCACAUAGUUUAACAGCAAUGAGGUAUUGACUUUUCACCAUAGUUUUUACUAAUUAAUAUCCCAGUGUAUAGGAGAAUGUAAUACUCUGCUUUUAAAUUUCAGCUAUUUGAUUGUGUCCAGUCUUUUGGGUCCACAUUCUUUGGUCUUGCCAGAUAGACUAGAAGUAAAUAAAGCUUUAUUUAAAUAGCACCUUUUAAAAACAGUGUUUACAAAGUGCUAUAAAGAAGAAAAUACAUGUUGUAUGCAUUCACAUACAGUGGCAUGAAAAAGUAUGUGAACCCCUUGUAGAAUCUGUGAAAAUGAGAAUUAUUUUAAUAAAAUA